AAACUAGUAAAGUGGACUAUGUCCUAUUUCAAGCUGCUACGGCGAUAAUGGAAGCAGUUGUAAGAGAAUGGAUUCUCUUGGAAAAAGCUAGUAUUGAGUCACUGCGAACAUUCCUUCUAACCUAUGUCUUACAAAGGCCUAACCUUCAAAAGUAUGUUCGGGAGCAGAUUUUAUUAGCGGUAGCGGUGAUAGUGAAACGGGGAUCAUUAGACAAAUCAAUUGACUGCAAAAGCAUUUUUCAUGAAGUCAGCCAGCUGAUCAGCAGCGGUAACCCCACUGUG
Messenger RNA from Cyanistes caeruleus (blue tit), 281 nucleotides. NCBI's taxonomy places the organism in Eukaryota, Metazoa, Chordata, Aves, Passeriformes, Paridae. The record is from RefSeq and is a predicted model, not a curated record.